AUGCGAACCUCGAGAAUAUCGAAAGAUACUGCGAAGAUAAUCAAUGCAACGUCCACCUCACCAAGACGCUCUACAAGAUCUCUAUCUCGGUUUGCUUUGAAUGCUCCAAUCAAGGAUGAAGAUACAUCGCCAACUCCAGAUAUUGAAGAUGUCAUUCCUUCAACUUCGAGUCUUAAAAGAAAGAGAAAUACUGCUCCAAAGACUUCCAUAAAGAAACAAUCUCUCAACGAAACGACAAUCAAGACUGAAAUCGAGAAUACUGUCGCGUUUUCCCCUCCGUCGAAAACAAGUCGAGUACGCAAACCCGCGCGUAAAGUCAAGAAUGAAGAUACCGGAGAAAUAGAAAUCCAGCCCCCCAAUGAUUGGCGCGAAGUCUACGAUAUCGUAAUGGAGAUGCGGAAAUUGGGCGUCGCGCAAAAUGCAGCUGUAGAUACGAUGGGAUGUGAUAAAUUGGGACAAGAGACUGUUGAUCCGAAAACGAAGAGAUAUCAUACCUUGACGGCUUUGAUGUUGUCUUCGCAGACUAAGGAUACUACGAAUGCGGUUGCGAUGAAUCGUCUUUAUACGGAAUUACCUGCUCAUAAGGAAGGUGCGCCGAUUGGUUUGACGUUGGAUAAUAUAUUGGCUGUGGAUCCGAAAUUGUUGAAUGAGUUGAUUUGGGUGGUGGGAUUUCAUAAUAAUAAAACCAAGUAUAUCAAAGCUGCGGCGGAAAUUCUUAGAGAUCAGUGGAACGGCGAUAUACCGGAUACUAUUGAGGGCCUGAUGUCUUUACCGGGAGUUGGUCCAAAGAUGGCAUAUUUGUGUAUGAGUAGUGCUUGGGGUAGAACGGAGGGAAUUGGUGUCGAUGUACAUGUUCACCGGAUUACGAAUAUGUGGGGUUGGCACACGACUAAAGGACCAGAGGAAACAAGAUUAGCUUUACAAGCUUGGUUGCCCAAAGAACUAUGGCACGAGAUCAAUUGGUUGCUAGUUGGGUUUGGACAAACUGUCUGUUUACCAGUUGGAAAGAAAUGUGGAAGUUGUGAGUUGGGAAUGAAUGGAUUGUGUAAAGCAGCCGAUAGAAGUAAAGUUACAAUUGGAAGAAAGAUUAAAGAGGAAAAGAUCAAGACAGAUCAGGAGGGUCAUGUGGUUGAGCGGACGGAAACGAUCAAGGCCGAGGAGGAUAGCAAGGACAUACCGCUGAAUCCUGAAGAGAAAGCUCAAUUAAAGUCUGAGGCUGGUAUUGUCAAGCAGGAGGAAGAGGAUGCUGUUUUAGCAGAUAUCGCAAAUGCUCCUGGAGAAUUGGAGAAGACGCCAAAACGGAAGAAAAGAUGA
Molecule: messenger RNA, 1314 nt
Organism: Botrytis byssoidea
Lineage: Eukaryota; Fungi; Ascomycota; Leotiomycetes; Helotiales; Sclerotiniaceae
Exons: 1
Coding region: 1-1314 (437 amino acids)
Biological process (GO): base-excision repair, AP site formation; nucleotide-excision repair; base-excision repair
Cellular component (GO): nucleus
Molecular function (GO): oxidized pyrimidine nucleobase lesion DNA N-glycosylase activity; DNA binding; DNA-(apurinic or apyrimidinic site) endonuclease activity
Source: RefSeq, a predicted model, not a curated record